UAUGCUUACCCGUACCUCUUACCCCGCCGCAGGAUGGCGCCUCAUCCCUCGGGUGCGCGAGCUGUCCAAGUGACCCACGAGACAGAACAGCCCUUCCCGGGCGCCUCGGACGACGAAGUGACCUGCGUCGCGUCCGCUCCGCCCAGCCCUACUCGCGAGCGGGGGUACUGCGCCGAGGCGGAAGGAGGCAACUGCCGAGGGGCCGCGAGGAAGCUCCGGGCUCGGCGCGGCGGGCGCAGCCGGCCCAAGAGCGAGUUGGCUCUCAGCAAGCAGCGACGGAGCCGGCGCAAGAAGGCCAACGACCGCGAGCGCAAUCGGAUGCACAACCUCAACUCGGCGCUGGACGCGCUGCGCGGCGUCCUGCCCACCUUCCCCGACGAUGCGAAGCUCACCAAGAUCGAGACGCUGCGCUUCGCCCACAACUACAUCUGGGCGCUGACGCAGACGCUGCGCAUAGCCGACCACAGUCUCUACGGGCUGGAGCCGCCCGCGCCGGCCUGCGAGGAGCUGGGCAGCCCGGACGGCUCGCUCUACUCCCCGGUCUCCCAGGCGGGCAGCCUGAGCCCCGCCACCUCCCUGGAGGAGUGCCCCGGGCUGCUGGCGCCUGCCUCCCCUGCCUGCCUGCGCCCUGGCGCCCUGGCUUUUUCAGACUUUCUAUGAAGGAGCCAGUCGGCCGCUAGGCGGUGGGUGCUGGGAGAGAGGGAAGGGAUGGAGGCCGUCCCGGGUGCGCGGCGGCGGCCCUCACGCGAACUUGCUU
Molecule: messenger RNA, 757 nt
Organism: Ceratotherium simum simum (southern white rhinoceros)
Lineage: Eukaryota; Metazoa; Chordata; Mammalia; Perissodactyla; Rhinocerotidae
Gene: NEUROG3
Product: neurogenin 3
Biological process (GO): positive regulation of transcription by RNA polymerase II; sensory organ development; axon development
Cellular component (GO): nucleus
Molecular function (GO): DNA-binding transcription factor activity, RNA polymerase II-specific; protein dimerization activity; E-box binding
Source: RefSeq, a predicted model, not a curated record